CCUCUCUCACUCUACCCAUUUCUUUCUCUCUCUCUAUAACAAAUUUCUUUCUCUCUCAUCAUCUUCAUCAUUCCUAAAUCAAAUUGGGGAAGAGGGUUCUAGGGUUUCAACAUUUUCUUGGAAUUCUUGCCUCAUUACUUUUGUGUGUUGGGUAAUUCAUCAAUGGGCAUUACUUCUCUUCAAGUUUGCAUGGAUUCCUCAGACUGGCUUCAGGGCACGAUUUCCGAUGAAGUUCCGGGCAUGGACGCGUCGUCGUCGCCGGCCGGCGACGACAACAUUAGCCUCACCUGCAGCAGGCCAUUGAUGGAAAGAAGGCUUAGGCCUCAGCAUGAGAAUUCCCUAAAAUGCCCUCGCUGUGAAUCGACACAUACCAAAUUCUGCUACUACAAUAACUACAGCCUUUCUCAGCCACGAUACUUCUGCAAAACCUGCCGCCGCUACUGGACCAAGGGCGGAACCCUACGCAACAUUCCGGUGGGUGGGGGCUGCCGGAAAAACAAGAAAGUCUCGAAAAAGCAGCACCAGUCGUCGUCCUCGUCGAUUUCCGACCACCACGCGCCGUCACCGCCGCAGCAGAUCCACCCGGGACACAUCCAUACCGGCGCCGGAAUCUCGCCGCCGAUGGUCUGCUACGACGGCGGCGCCAAUUCCUCCACCGACCUCCAGCUCGCCUUCCCGGAGCAGCUCCAAUUUUCCGGCAUGUUCGCCGCCGCCGGCGGGAAUGGGAACCCUAAUUUUCCGAUCGAUUACAUCGAUAACAAAUACGAGUCCCUGAUUUUGGGCGGCGCCGGCGAGGGUUUGGUCGCCGGAGUCCACCACGGCGGAGGUGAAUUUAAUGGUAAUUUCAGUAAUUUCCAUGGCUUCUGCCCUCAGUUAGGGUUUUCUUCUUUCGACCACCAUGGGAGCUAUCCUUCGUCCUCCGGCGGCCUCGAAAAUUGCCAGAGGCUAUUACAGCCGUUCGAUCAUCAGAAUCUGCAGGAUCAGAGUGAGAUCGACGUUAAGCCGGCGCCGGCGCCGCCGCAGACGGCGGCGAAGAUGCUGGCGAUAGAAUGGCACGAUCAUCAGCAGGCUUGUAAUUCGGAUCCGGUUUACAAUCUCGGAUCUUGGACCGGGUUGAUGAACGGAUACGGAUCCUCCGCAAUGAAUCCACUGGUUUAAUUAAUUAAUUAACCAGGCUAAUUUUAUUAGUUAAUUAGAUUUUUACUAUAUAUAUAUAUAUUUAUGUAAUUUAUGUUCUUUAGGGUUUAAUUAUAACUCCUAUUAAGGGUUUU
This is a messenger RNA of Andrographis paniculata, 1271 nucleotides long. RefSeq names its product dof zinc finger protein DOF5.6. The coding region runs from base 163 to 1158 and encodes 331 amino acids. The record is from RefSeq and is a predicted model, not a curated record. Lineage: Eukaryota; Viridiplantae; Streptophyta; Magnoliopsida; Lamiales; Acanthaceae. Gene Ontology annotation, molecular function: DNA binding; DNA-binding transcription factor activity. The transcript has 2 exons. Gene Ontology annotation, biological process: regulation of DNA-templated transcription.